UAAGGUUUUAUAUAGUCGGGGGUAAGUCGCUGGAAGUUAGUCUAAACCGAACUGCCGCAGUGAACAUUGACGGCACUAGUACACCAUUCAAAAAUGCUGACGAAACUUCUGUGCCUGGGUCUGGUGGCCUAUGCGUCCGCGGCUGUUAAGCUACAGGAGGUGUUUUCUUGGAAUGCGAUGGAUUGGAAUUACCCUAAUGAACUUCAGAGACAAGAAGCUAUUUUAUCGGGUGCUUUGAUACGAGAGAACGCCCUUCCAGUGGGUAUUGAGCGAUGGAGGAAUAAGUUAUUCGUCAGUGUACCACGUUGGCGACCUGGCAUUCCUGCAACUUUGAACUACAUACCACUCGACGCACCUCAUGAAGCUUCGCCUAGGCUAACACCUUACCCCAGUUUCGAAGAGAACGAAGUAGGCAAUUGUGACACCGGCCUCACCACAGUUUACCGAGUUAAAGCCGAUAGAUGCGACCGACUCUGGGUAUUAGACGUCGGAACUUAUGGAUAUGAUCCUAAUGUGACCAACGCGUGUCCCUACUCACUGAACGUCUACGAUCUCCAUACGAAUACCCGCAUUAGGAAAUAUGUUUUCCGUCCAGAGGACAUCGUCGCUUCGACUUUUAUCGCUAACAUCGCUCUCGACGAAGGAGCAACUUGUGAAGAUACCUUCGCGUAUUUCUCUGAUGAGUUAGGAUACGGCCUCAUUGUUUAUUCUUGGGAACAGAACAAAUCCUGGAGAUUUAGCCACAGCUACUUUAUGCCUGACCCAUUGGUUGGUGAUUUCAACAUAGCUGGUCUUAAUUUCCAAUGGGGCGCGGAGGGUAUCUUCGGUAUCACCGCUUCACCUCCUGGGGCAGACGGUUAUAGAACCCUUUACUUCAGCCCGUUGUCGAGUCAUACAGAGUUUUCUGUCUCAACCCGUAUUCUUAGAGAUGAAUCUAUGGUAAAAGCAGCAUCGUUCCAUGAUUUCAAAGUGGUAGGAAACAGGGGACCAAAUGGGCAUACCACUUCUAAGGUAAUGGACGACACGGGUGUGCAAUUAUACAAUUUGAUCGAUCAAAAUGCUAUUGGUUGCUGGAGCUCGUCCUUACCUUUGAAACCAGAGAAUACUGCCAUAGCAGAUAAAGAUGAUGUAGGUCUCGUCUUCCCCUGUGAUGUUAAAAUAGACGACGACAAAAACGUUUGGGUGCUUUCUGAUCGUAUGCCGGUAUUUUUGGAAUCUGAAUUGGACUACAGUGAUAUUAAUUUCAAAAUCUUUACCUCCCCCCUUCGUAACAUGAUUGAAGGUACUGUAUGUGAACCACCUUCGUUUACUAUUUCCACACCUCUACCUACGCCAACACUAGCUCCAUCUCUUCCGCAAACUCCGUUAUACGGCCUCUCAUUGAAUUAUCAUUCCCACCGACCGUACUACCCUUCGUAUUCUUUAAGUGGUCAACGUAUUAGAUCUUUUAGCCCAACAGAACAUGAAUCAUUCGACGAUAAACGUUUUGCUGAUUUACCUCGUGCGACGUACCCGCUCACUGCUACCACACCGAACACAAAUGAUCCAUUCACCUUUGACAGAUCGCCAUGGUGGAUCAGAUCUACUGCCCAAGGACGCGUUCACGGUCGUCAAUAUUAAAACAUUACAUAGCAUAAUUGUAUGGUAAUAUAUUGAAAAAUAUAAUUUUACACAUGCAUGUAACUUUUUACAUUUAGUACAUACGCUAUGAAGUUAAUUAGUACUAAACUUUAUUAGGAAACGUAUACUAUUAAUAUGUAGUGUUAUUAUUUUUUCUAUGGUAGUUUAUUAUUCCUUUUUGACAUGUCGAUAUUUUUCUUGUGUAUAUGAGGACGUGUAAACGUUAUGUAUAAGUGUGAACGUGUAUGAAUGAAAGAGUUGGAUGUGAGCGUAGAUGAUUUGGGAAAAUGUGUGUGUUUAUUAGCAAAUGUAUGCGUGUUUGUGUGUGUGGUUAAAUUUUCAUUUAUAAAUGUAAUUGCGUGUGAUCUUUAAUGCGAGCAUAUGUUUUGUAAAAACUUUUAAUGGUUGUAUUUUUUAUUUUCAUGACCGUUUUGAUACAUUUUAAAAAUACGUAUACUAAAACAUAAUAAUUAUUUGCCUAUUUACGAUUCUAUUAAACAUACGAAUACUUGUAAGAAUUAAUUGUUGUUAAUUUUUGUUAUACUUUUUUUCUUUUCUAAUAAAACUGUUCAAAUAA
Messenger RNA from Papilio polytes (common Mormon), 2197 nucleotides. RefSeq names its product protein yellow (gene Y-y). Gene Ontology annotation, cellular component: extracellular region. The transcript is spliced from 4 exons. The record is from RefSeq and is a predicted model, not a curated record. NCBI's taxonomy places the organism in Eukaryota, Metazoa, Arthropoda, Insecta, Lepidoptera, Papilionidae. Bases 94 to 1620 code for a protein of 508 amino acids.